Messenger RNA from Pongo pygmaeus (Bornean orangutan), 5277 nucleotides. RefSeq names its product cyclin dependent kinase 9 (gene CDK9). Bases 297 to 1769 code for a protein of 490 amino acids. The record is from RefSeq and is a predicted model, not a curated record. The transcript is spliced from 7 exons. Gene Ontology annotation, biological process: protein phosphorylation. Gene Ontology annotation, cellular component: nucleus. NCBI's taxonomy places the organism in Eukaryota, Metazoa, Chordata, Mammalia, Primates, Hominidae. Gene Ontology annotation, molecular function: RNA polymerase II CTD heptapeptide repeat kinase activity; ATP binding; cyclin-dependent protein serine/threonine kinase activity.
GGAGGAGGAGGGGAGGGCGAGGCCGGGCACCUCCCCCUUUAUAACGCGCCCCCUCCCGGGCUCUCGGGCCGUCUCCUAGUCGGCUCUUCCCGUCUCGCCCCCUCGCCCGGCCGCCCCGGGCCCGGGUCCGGCCAGGGAGCCCCCAGGCCGCGGCUCGGGGACUGCCCCCCCGCCCGCCGCCCCGCGCAGCCCGGCGGAGGCGGCGCCGUCGGAGGAGGAGGAGCAGGGCACUGCGGCUGGCCCCGGAUCGGGCGCCAGAGCGGCAGCAGCUUCGGCAGCAGCGGCGGCCCGGGCCCAUGCAGCGGGACGCGCCACCCCGAGCCCCAGCUCCGGCGCCCCGGCUCCCCGCGCCCCCGAUCGGGGCCGCCGCCAGUAGUGGCGGCGGCGGAGGCGGGGGCAGCGGCGGCGGCGGCGGCGGAGGCGCCUCUGCAGCUCCGGCUCCCCCUGGCCUCUCGGGAACUACAAGUCCCAGGGGGCCUGGCGGCGGGCGGCGGGCGGAAGAGGCGGGGUCGGCGCCGCGAGGCCGGAAGUGGCCGUGGAGGCGGAAGUGGCGCGGCCGCGGAGGGGCCUGGAGUGCGGCGGCGGCGGGACCCGGAGCAGGAGUGGCAGCAGCAGCUACUGGGGGCGGCGGCGGCGCGUUGGAGGCGGCCAUGGCAAAGCAGUACGACUCGGUGGAGUGCCCUUUUUGCGAUGAAGUUUCCAAAUACGAGAAGCUCGCCAAGAUCGGCCAAGGCACCUUCGGGGAGGUGUUUAAGGCCAGGCACCGCAAGACCGGCCAGAAGGUGGCUCUGAAGAAGGUGCUGAUGGAAAACGAGAAGGAGGGGUUCCCCAUUACAGCCUUGCGGGAGAUCAAGAUCCUUCAGCUUCUAAAACACGAGAAUGUGGUCAACUUGAUUGAGAUUUGUCGAACCAAAGCUUCCCCCUAUAACCGCUGCAAGGGUAGUAUAUACCUGGUGUUUGACUUCUGCGAGCAUGACCUUGCUGGGCUGUUGAGCAAUGUUUUGGUCAAGUUCACGCUGUCUGAGAUCAAGAGGGUGAUGCAGAUGCUGCUUAACGGCCUCUACUACAUCCACAGGAACAAGAUCCUGCAUAGGGACAUGAAGGCUGCUAAUGUGCUUAUCACUCGUGAUGGGGUCCUGAAGCUGGCAGACUUUGGGCUGGCCCGGGCCUUCAGCCUGGCCAAGAACAGCCAGCCCAACCGCUACACCAACCGUGUGGUGACACUCUGGUACCGGCCCCCGGAGCUGUUGCUCGGGGAGCGGGACUACGGCCCCCCCAUUGACCUGUGGGGUGCUGGGUGCAUCAUGGCAGAGAUGUGGACCCGCAGCCCCAUCAUGCAGGGCAACACGGAGCAGCACCAACUCGCCCUCAUCAGUCAGCUCUGCGGCUCCAUCACUCCUGAGGUGUGGCCAAACGUGGACAACUAUGAGCUGUAUGAAAAGCUGGAGCUGGUCAAGGGCCAGAAGCGGAAGGUGAAGGACAGGCUGAAGGCCUAUGUGCGUGACCCAUACGCACUGGACCUCAUCGACAAGCUGCUGGUGCUGGACCCUGCCCAGCGCAUCGACAGCGAUGACGCCCUCAACCACGACUUCUUCUGGUCCGACCCCAUGCCCUCUGACCUCAAGGGCAUGCUCUCCACCCACCUGACGUCCAUGUUCGAGUACCUGGCACCACCGCGCCGGAAGGGCAGUCAGAUCGCCCAGCAGUCCACCAACCAGAGUCGCAAUCCCGCCACCACCAACCAGACGGAGUUUGAGCGUGUCUUCUGAGGGCCAGCGUUUGCCACUAGGGCUCUUGUGGUUUUUUUCUUCUGCUAUGUGACUUGCAUCGUGGAGACGGGGCAUUUGAGUUUAUAUCUCUCAUGCAUAUUUUAUUUAAUCCCCACCCUGGGCUCUGGGAGCAGCCCGCUGAGCGGACUGGAGUGGAGCGUUGGCUGAGAGGCCAGGAGGGCACUGGAGCUGUCCUGUCCUCGCUGGCUUUCUGGAUGGUUCCCAGAGGGUUUCCAUGGGGUAGGAGGACGGGCUCGCCCACCAGUGACUUUUUCUAAGAGCUCCCAGCAUGGUGGAAGAGGGGACAGGUCCCUCACCCACCCGCAAUCCUAUUCUCGGGCUGAGAACCCUGCGUGGGGACAGGGCUGGCCUCAGGAAUGGGCUGUUUUUGGCCUAACCCUCAGAAGCACUGGGGCUGGCACAAACUCUUGGUUUCUUCAACAGGAGAAUUUUAUCGUGUUUCUUUUGGUUCCGUUGUUUGGAGACAUUCCUGGGCAUAGUUUGGUCCGUUAGAAUUAAAAGUUGAGUUUUUUUUUUUUUUUUUUUUUUUUUUCCUCCCCCUCCAGGACUUGAUGUGUGUUUUGUUCUGCGCACACACCGCCAGCUCUUCCCCCACAGUCAGCAGCAGGUUGGGCCUGACCAUUGGGACUUGAUUGUCAAGUCACUGGAGGUCUUGACUCUUUUAUCUCAGUUCAUGUUCUCUUACAUAAUUGGAAAGGACCUUUUUCUGUUUUUCCUCUUGGGUGCCUUCCAGAACGCAUCUCAUGUCCCUGGUGAGGGAAUUGGUGAGGGCCUGCUGCGAGCUGCUGCGGCUGCGGUGGUCACCCAGCUGGGCAGAUAACUGGCGUGACAAUUUGACCUGUCACCUGAGAAGGAUGGUCCCUCAGACUGCUGGGUAGAGGGCCUGGGGCAGGCUGGAGAGAGAAAGUGGGCAGAGGGUGAAGGCAUCACAGGGGUCUUGGAAGGUGGCAGUAGUUUGGAUGGGGGUGGGGAGUAUGUGGGAGAAAAACAGACUGAAGGUGGAAUCCCUGGGAACCUUUGAGGAGCGGCACGUUCUGGCAGGCACGUUUUCUGUGAGCCUGAAGUUAGGAAGAGACAUUCUGGAGGUCAAUUUCCUACAUCCUCUUACAGGCAGAGACCUUGAAGUGGGGCCAGGAAGGAAGGUUGGCAAAACCUUUGACCAGAACUGUCCUUCAUUUACGGAAACUGACCCAAACCACAACACAAAAGGCCAGUGAAAGUAAGAAAAAAAAAAUUUUUUUUUUUUUUUUUUGAGACAGUCUCACUCUGUUGCCCAAGCUGAAGUGCAGUGGUGAGAUCUCGGCUCACUGCGACUUCUGCCUCCCGGGUUCAAGCGAUUCUCCUGUCUCAGCCUCCUGAGUAGCUGGGAUUACUGCCCACCACCACACCCAGCUGAUUGUAUGUUUAAUAGAGAUGGGGUUUCGCCAUCUUGGCCAGGCUGGUCUCGAGCUCCUAACCUUGGGUGAUUGCCCACCUCGGCCUCCCAAAGUGCUGGGAUUACAGGUGUGAGCCACUGCGUCCAGCCAAGGAAAAAAUUCUUGAUUGGUGUAUUUGUUUUCCUGAGACUUCUAUAACUAAUUGCUACAGGCAUGCUAGCUUAAAGUAACAAAUUUAUUCUGUUGGUUCCCAAAGUCAUUGGUGGCAGGAUUGGUUCCUUCUGGAGGAUCUGAGGGAGAGAGAAUCCUCCCUGUGACUCCUGGUGGCUGCUGGCAGUCCUUGCAUCCCUUAGGCUUGUAGAGGCGUCACUCCGGUCUCUGCCUGUGUUCACAUGGCAUUUUCCCCUCUGUGUGUGUCUUUUUUUUUUUGAGAUGGAGUUUAGCUUUAUGUUGCCCAAGUUGGAGUGCAAUGGCAUGAUCUUGGCUCACUGCAAUCUCCGCCUCCUGGGUUCAAGCAAUUCACCUGCCUCAGCCUCCCUAGUAGGUGAGAUUACAGGCGCCUGCCACCAUACCUGGCUAAUUUUUGUAUUUUUAGUAGAGACGGGGUUUUACCAUGUUGGCUAGGCUGGUCUCGAACUCCUGACCUCAGGUGAUCCACCUGCCUUGGCCUCCCAAAGUGCUGGGAUUACAGGCAUGAGCCACGACGCCCGGCCUAUGUGUCUGUCUUGUAUGGACACCAGUCUGGAUUUAGGGGCCACCCUGACCCAGUUUGACCUCAUCUUAACCGAUUACAUCUGCAAAGACCCUCUUUCCAAAUAAGGUCACAUUCUGAGGUUUGGAGAGGACGUGAAUUCGGGGGGCACACUUCAACCCAGUGUAACUAGUCAAAUAAAUGCAAAUUGGCCAGGCGCAGCAGCUCACGCCUAUAAUCCCAGCACUUUGGGAGGCCAACGCAGGCGGAUCAUGAGGUCAGGAGGCGGAGGUUGCAGUGAGCCAAGAUUGAGCCACUGUACUCCAGCCUGGGUGACACAGUGAGACUCUGUCUCAAAAAAAAAAUAAAAAAAUUAGCUGGGCAUGGUGGUGCAUGCCUGUAGUCCCAGCUGCUUGGGAGGCUGAGGCAGGAGAAUCACUUGAACUAGGGAGGCGGAGGUUGCAGUGAGCUGAGAUUGUGCCACUGCACUCCAGCCUGGUGACAGAGCGAGACUCCCGUCUCAAAAAAAAAAAAAAAAAAAAAUCCAAAUCAGGGCUGGGCGUGGUGGCUCAGGCUUGUAAUCCCAACACUGGGAGGCCAAGGUGCGUGGAUCACCUGAGGACAGGAGUUCGAGACCAGCCUGGCCAACAUGAUGAAACUCCAUCUCUACUAAAAAAAAUUAGCCGGGUGUGGUGGCGCAUGCCUGUAAUCCCAGCUACUUGAGAGCAGAGGUGGGAGAAUCACUUGAACCCAGGAGGCAAGAGAUUGCAGUUAGCUGAGAUGACACCACUGCAUGCCAGCCUGGGCGACAGAGCGCGACUUAUCAAAAAAAAAAUUGAAAUUAAAGCUAUUUGCUGUCCUGACAGCAGUCACUAGGAAUUGAGUGUGGAUAAACUCACAGGGCUGGCCUAAUUGUAUUUCCUUUGAAGGAUAAAAAGCUUCUCUAAAAGGUUCAUAUUCUUUGACUUAGCAUGUCCACUUACAGGAAUUUUUUAAGAGCAAUUACACAAUGAUAGUUUUUAUCUCAUUGAACCCUCACUGCAAUUUCGAUGGUCUCAUUCAUUGAUUGAGCAUGUUUAUUAGAUGCGUCUUCCAAGGGUCAUCCUGUUCGGGACUUAAUACAGCUGGAAACAGUGGUGGCCCACCCCCACCCCAGUGGAGCUCACCUUCCAGUAGGUCCAAACUGGUUUGAUUGAGUUCCAUGGAAAACAAUGAAGUGGGGUGAGGGGAAAAGCAGGGGGGAGUUGAGGGGGUCAGCAUGACAUGGAAGCAGAAAUCAAGAGACAAGGCUUUGUGGGGCAUGGGUGUGGGUACAAGUGCCAAGGGCUGAGGAGCCUUUGGGGAGCUUUGUAGAGUGUGUGGUUCUUCUGUUUCUUGGUGUUUCCUCAUAGUUGGUUAACUAAUACAUUUGUUCAUGCAA